Tripterygium wilfordii is the source of this 1141-nucleotide messenger RNA. RefSeq names its product heavy metal-associated isoprenylated plant protein 7-like. NCBI's taxonomy places the organism in Eukaryota, Viridiplantae, Streptophyta, Magnoliopsida, Celastrales, Celastraceae. The record is from RefSeq and is a predicted model, not a curated record. Bases 133 to 975 code for a protein of 280 amino acids. Gene Ontology annotation, molecular function: metal ion binding. The transcript is spliced from 5 exons.
AUGUCUUUUCCACCUUACAUAUGUUAGUUAAUUUGCAUACUCAUCAUCACCUCCUCACAUAGGAAUUCAGACUCAGAGAGAGAGAGGACCGAGAGAGAGUUAGAGAGAGAGAGAGAGAGAGAGAGAGAGAACAUGGGUGAAGAGAAGAAGGAGGAGGAGAAGAAAGAAGAAGCCAAAGAAGAGAAGAAGGAAGGAGAUGAACAAGCAAAGAAAGAAGAAGAGGCUCCGGCAGAGAUUGUGUUUAAGGUUGACAUGCAUUGUGAAGCCUGUGCUAGGAAAGUUGCCAGAGCCUUGAAAGGAUUCCAAGGUGUGGAGGAGGUGACGACAGACAGUAAGGCUAGCAAGGUGGUGGUGAAAGGGAAAACAGCAGACCCUGUAAAAGUUCGUGAAAGGCUCCAAAAGAAGAGUGGAAGGAAAGUGGAGCUCAUUUCACCUUUGCCUAAACCACCCGCUGAGUCUGAGGAUAAAAAACCAGAAGAAAUCAAAGAGCAGGAACCCCCCAAGGCUGACAAGAAGGAAGAGCCUCCUACACCAAUAACAGUCGUGUUGAAUGUUAGGAUGCAUUGUGAAGCAUGUGCUCAAGCAUUACGAAAGCGAAUUCGGAAAAUCAAAGGUGUGGAGUCGGUGGAGACGGACUUGGCUAAUGCGAAGGUUACGGUGAAAGGGAUUGUGGACCCAACAAAGCUGGUUGAUGAUGUGUACAAGAAAACAAGGAAACAAGUAUCCAUAGUACUGCCUGAAGAGAAGAAGGAACAGGACAAGAAAGAAGAUGAGGAGAAGAAGAAAGAAGAAGAGAAUCAGGAGAAGAAGAAAGAAGAGAAGGAGGAUGAUGAUGAUGAUGAAAGUAAGAAGAAUGGUGAUAUGAUGAAGAGAAAUGACUACUGGCCAUCCAAGUACUACAUGGAGUAUGCUAAUUCUGGUUAUCCCCCUCAAUUUUUCAGUGAUGAGAACCCAAAUGCUUGCUCCAUCAUGUAAAUUGAUCAUCAAAGCACUCUUUUUUGAAUGUAAUAAUUAAGUUGAGGUUCAUGCACGUACGCCAUCCUCAUUAGUGUUUGUUUGUAAUUAACUAGGAUGAUGAUCAUCUUGCUUUCUAUCAAAAUUACAUGCGUUGUUGUAAUUCUCAGUCUAAACACAUUGAAGA